Podospora anserina S mat+ is the source of this 246-nucleotide messenger RNA. RefSeq lists its product as uncharacterized. The record is from RefSeq and is a predicted model, not a curated record. Lineage: Eukaryota; Fungi; Ascomycota; Sordariomycetes; Sordariales; Podosporaceae. The coding region runs from base 1 to 246 and encodes 81 amino acids. The transcript has a single exon. Gene Ontology annotation, biological process: carbohydrate metabolic process.
AUGGCAUGGCCCAUUGGUCUCAUCGUCCAGGCUCUCACCAGUGAUGACGACGACGAGAUUUACAGCUGUAUCAAACAGCUCCUGUCGUCGACAGACGGGUUGGGUCUCAUGCACGAGAGCGUCAACACUCACAGCGUCAGCGUCUGGACUCGUCACUGGUUCUCCUGGGCGAAUGGGCUGUUUGGUCAGCUGAUUCUUGAUGUCAACAAACGGAAGCCGCAUUUGCUAGCGAGGAGUUAUCAAUAA